Molecule: messenger RNA, 1681 nt
Organism: Durio zibethinus
Lineage: Eukaryota; Viridiplantae; Streptophyta; Magnoliopsida; Malvales; Malvaceae
Product: mRNA cap guanine-N(7) methyltransferase 1
Biological process (GO): 7-methylguanosine mRNA capping
Cellular component (GO): nucleus
Molecular function (GO): mRNA 5'-cap (guanine-N7-)-methyltransferase activity
Source: RefSeq, a predicted model, not a curated record
CCCACUUUUGUUUUGUCCUGUUUCUUCAGAUUUUCUAAUAAAAACACACCCAAACCCGAAGAAGAACUGGUCUUUUAAAUCACACCUCUGAUCCUUUUCUUACAGGAACCUCAAAAUAAAACAAGUUGUUUUAUUUAUUUGUUUAUUUUUUGUUUAAUAAUUUUGGCAAUGAAACGUGGAUACCCAGAAUCUCCAUCUUCCUCCUUUGGUCCACCUCAAUCCAGAUUAAAACAUAACCCUGAAGGUGAUUCACAAUUUUUGGAGGAUGAGAGCACCAAGAUUUUUGCUAGGAAAGUAGCUGAUCAUUAUAGUGCAAGAACAAAUCAAACUUUGGAAGAACGAGAAGCAAGUCCUAUAAUUCACUUAAAGAAGUUAAAUAACUGGAUUAAAAGUGUCUUGAUUCAGCUUUAUGCUCGUCAGGGUCAUGCUGUUCUUGAUCUUGCCUGUGGCAAGGGUGGUGACCUCAUCAAAUGGGAUAAAGCAAAAGUUGGAUAUUAUGUUGGCAUUGAUAUAGCUGAAGGCUCGAUAGAAGAUUGCCGUACGCGAUAUAAUGGUGAUGCAGACCAUCAUCAACGACGCAAAAAGUUUACAUUUCCUGCUCGUCUCAUAUGUGGGGAUUGUUUUGAGGUGCGCCUGGAUAAGGUUUUGGCAGAUGAUGCUCCUUUUGAUAUCUGCAGUUGCCAGUUUGCCAUGCAUUAUUCCUGGUCUACAGAGGCACGAGCACGUCGGGCACUGGCCAAUGUAUCAGCUUUACUUCGUCCUGGAGGCAUCUUCAUUGGGACGAUGCCAGAUGCCAAUGUGAUAGUCAAAAAACUUAGAGAAGCUGAAGGAUUGGCUUUUGGCAACAGUGUCUACUGGAUACAUUUUGAUGAAGAAUUUGCUGACAAGAAAUUUAAAUCUUCUAGGCCCUAUGGUAUCAAUUACAAGUUUCACUUAGAGGAUGCUGUUGACUGCCCUGAAUGGAUUGUUCCCUUCCAUGUCUUCAAGUCAUUAGCAGAAGAGUAUGAUCUAGAUCUAGUUUUCGUCAAAAACUCGCAUGAAUUUGUGCAUGAGUACAUGAAAAAGCCAGAAUAUAUAGAGCUUAUGCGGAGGCUUGGUGCAUUAGGUGAUGGAAACCAAGACCAGAGCACAUUAUCUCCGGAUGAAUGGGAGGCGGCUUAUUUAUACCUUGCAUUUGUUUUAAAGAAGCGUGGCCAACCAGAUCGGACGCAAGCAAAUAGUAGAAGAGAUAAAGGACAGAUGCAAAUAGCAAAGGAGGAUAUCCUGUAUAUUAACAGUGAUAAUUAACAGGACAACCCCAUAUACCCCAAAGAUUUAUUUAUAGUUCAAACGGGACAAUAACAGAGGGAUGGGUACUGCCUAGAGCAACACGUUGGUGAAGUUGGUCUUGCUCUUUCACAAGCCCUAUUAAAAAUUUUUCAUGGCUCUUAAGUUUUGUAGGUUUUCAAAUUCUUGUUGUAACAUUGCAUUCUCACGAAGCUUCUGAGAAAUUGCCACUCAACUCGUAAUUCUGGGACAGAAAAAUUGUAGUAAAGAUAAAACGAGAAUGACUGAGAAUCUCACUGAAUGAUGGUUAACAACGGUAAUGAAGCCGAGUAGCCUCUUUUCAGAACUUGUACUAAAAGUAAGUUACAUGAAAGUGAUAAUAACACUGGGAAACUUCGUUGUCAUGUUGGUAGAA